This is a messenger RNA of Carassius gibelio (silver crucian carp), 2538 nucleotides long. RefSeq names its product alkaline ceramidase 3-like. Gene Ontology annotation, biological process: phytosphingosine biosynthetic process; ceramide metabolic process. The coding region runs from base 38 to 841 and encodes 267 amino acids. The record is from RefSeq and is a predicted model, not a curated record. The transcript is spliced from 10 exons. Gene Ontology annotation, cellular component: endoplasmic reticulum membrane. NCBI's taxonomy places the organism in Eukaryota, Metazoa, Chordata, Actinopteri, Cypriniformes, Cyprinidae.
GAGUGAGGCGACUCCUCCCUCUUAUGUCUCUCUCAUCAUGGCUCCGGCGGCGGACAGGACGGGCUACUGGGGAACACCGACCUCAACUCUCGACUGGUGCGAGGAGAAUUAUGUGGUCUCGUAUUAUAUCGCAGAAUUCUGGAAUACUGUCAGUAACCUGAUAAUGAUCCUACCUCCCAUUUAUGGGGCCAUUCAGACGUGUAAAGAAGGUUUGGAAGUACGCUAUGUGUGGUCCUUUUUAGGACUUGCUGCCGUAGGAAUUGGUUCAUGGUGCUUCCACAUGACACUACAGUAUGAAAUGCAGUUACUGGAUGAGCUGCCAAUGAUCUACAGCUGCUGCAUCUUUGUCUACUGUCUAUAUGAAUGCUUCAAGCAAGAGCGUGCUGUUAACUAUUUGUCAAUUACACUUUUGCUGACCUUCAGUAUUAUCGUUAGCGUGGUUUACCUGAUAUGGAAGGAGCCUGUGUUUCAUCAGGUCAUGUACGCUGCGCUUGUGGCUUUCUUGGUGAUUCGCUCCGUUUUCAUAGUCACAUGGGUAUAUCCGUGGCUCAGAGCCCUCGGCUUUACAUCAUUAAGUGUCUUCCUGUUGGGAUUCGUAUUAUGGAACAUUGAUAAUAUCUUUUGUGACUCUCUAAGAGCAACACGGCAGAGGCUGCCCCCUGUGGUCGGAGCAGUUACGCAGCUUCAUGCCUGGUGGCACAUUCUAACAGGCCUGGGUUCAUAUUUACACAUUCUCCUCAGCCUUCAGAUUCGUUCAACCUACCUCAAGCGCAAACCAAAAGUGAAGUUUUUAUGUGGCGUAUGGCCGAUGCUGCACAUUGAAUCUCAGAAGGCAAGUUGAAAACGACCUGAGAAGAGGAAGAUGGACCAAUCACAGACCUCAGACAGACAGAGGUCCAGCCAGUGAGCUUCAGUGGGAGCAGGAAGUGACGAACGGUUGUCGGUUUUGUUCCCCCGUUCCUGUGUUCCCCUUUCCACUCCGUUUGCCAAGUGCAUUACUGAGAAAGCUGCCAAAAGAUGGAAAGCUUUUGUCAUUGUUAUAGGUUAGAUGAGCGGUUUGUGAUUUUGCACACUAUAAUAUGUAUUAAAAAAUAUUCUUUAAAUCUGAGGGUCUAAUAAGCGAGAAAGGAGCGGACAAAACUAGGAUUUGAUUCUGGCCAGUAUUUCUUUGUUGCCUUCAUGAGGGAAACUAAUAUAGCUUGGAUCAUAUCUAGUCAGACUGGUCGUCUUAUAUGUUGUACUUGAAUUUAAUGUACCUAACCUGAGAUUAUGUUAUGUUUUUUACUUAUCCCAACAUUUUUAGAGAUUGUGAAUAUCAAAUUAAACAGAUCAGAAAAACGAUUACGUUUUAAUAAAUUGGGAGUAAAGAAUGAUCUUUUUCAUCCUGAAGAUGAGGAUGAGAAAUUGCUGUUAUAUGUUUUACUGUAAUAAUGGUCAUUAAGCCACUCACUUAUGAAUCAGCGUUCUUGAACAAAUUGUUCAAUUAAUGAUUCAGCGACUCACUCCUCACGACUGUUUUUUAACGAAUCACUUACAGGACCGACUUAAAACUAUUGAUUCAAGGACACUGUUGUAUAAAAAUAAAUAUUUAAGCAUGAUUUUUGCAAUUCAACCAUUUCAAGCCUCUCAUGUCACCAGUAUGUAAUUGAAUUGAUUUCAUUUAUUUUCAUUUUUGGUAAACUAAUUAUGAAUAGAGUGUUAACAUGAACAUUUUGAAGGAGUUAUUAUGAGUGCUAAUUACAUUGAGCUGAGAUAAGAUAUAAAAAUGCUGUUACUCAGUCUGAUUGAAAUCAAAUAAAAACCUACUAUCAUUAGUAGGCUAAAUGAAUGUCUCAUAAGCUAGAUAGGCCUAUCUAUUAUGCUCUCUAUUGUUAAUUAAAAUUGACUACUUUAACUGCUACAGACAGCGCUCGCGAUCAGAAAAACAACAGUGAAAUGGGGUUAUGUGUGAAGACAUGUUAGCUAUUAAUAUCGAUUCAUUAUUUGGUUUAUGUAUUAUGCUUAUAGUUAAUGGUUCACCUAGAACACAUUCAUCUCUACGUGAAGCACAGUUGAUAAAAAGAAAAUCUCACAUAAUCCGUUGAGGCGUGAGGCACAGUGUUCCCGUAAAGUCUUGUUUGUAUCAUUGAGGGUGCCUUAGAUUAAACUGUAGUUUGUUCCUUGUUGCCUUGAUUUCCAUUAUAUUAAAUAUAUGGUGUCACACAUCUAAUGAUACGAAUAAAAGUAAGAGGUCAGUAUUUUCUCUUAGUGUACAGUAUAAAUGAACUAACAACAGCAAAAAUACUGGCGCUGUCACUGCAUGCAUUAUAUUGCCUAAAUCCACUGACUCAGUUCUUUAGAUAAUAGGCAAUACAUUUUUGGACCUCUAAUCAUGCUUAAUGACUGAAAUUAUGAGUUAUAAUAAUGGAAUAUUGUGACUAACCCUCCCAGCAUUGUCCUGUAAAAGCUGUUUAAUGAUGGAUGUGUGUUUUUUUUGUGUGUUUAGUGUGUGACUUGUAAAGAUUUGUUGCCAAAACAUUAAACAUUGUUUUGAUUGAU